AAAAAGACAACAAAGAGUGUAAAAUCAGCGAAAGCAAAAUAGUAUCAACAAAGUAAUGACCGAAACAACAGGUAUGUGUGGCGUAUGAGUGAUAAACAAAUAUACCGUAUCAAACUCCAACGAAGUGCUCAGUUGUAAAUUAUUUUAGCAAUAAUUGCACACUGAGUGAUACGCAUGUGACAGAAGUAGUGUGCAAUGACGUAGUCGCGUAAACAAACGAACAGAAAGUUGAGAAAAUUAUUUUCAUUGCGAGCAAUUGAAAAAUUCAUAUAAUUAAAAUCGACGAAAAGUGUAUUUGAUUAAAUAUGAUGAAAUAAUGUUAACUGUCGUCAUACCAUAAAAAAACAAUAACAAUAUCACCUAUUUUAAAAUAUUUAUUUUUCGAUUAGAUAAAAGUUUCUUACAAGAGCAAAUAAAAAAAUCCCAAAUUACAAACCGUUUAAGAACGAACCAGUGUUUUUAUCACUGAAAAAAAAUAUUUUUAACAGCAACAAAGCACGUUAUCAAGUAUUACCGUUUCGCGGAGUGUAAAAAGCACAUUCCAAACAGUUUUAACAGUUUUAAUAAGUUAUAAAAAUAUUAUUUAAAAAGCAUUAAAUAAUCGAAAAAAACUGAUACAAUUUAAUUAUUGUAAGCAAAAUAAUUAUUUUUCUAAAAAAUGUUGACAGAAUUCGCGGGCAAUUUGGCGCAUCACCUGGAAUUCGGCCACACUCUGGAAGUUGUGGCCAAGACCAUCGACAGUGCUUCAAGAUUUCACAUUGAUAUUGGCACAGCAAAAUCUGUGAUCGAUCCAAAUGCUCAAAUAGGCUUACGUUUUUCUUGUUAUUUUCGUGAGGAUCGAAUUGUGCGUAAUGCACGUAUAGAUGGUCAUUGGGGACAAGAAGAAGUUGAAAAUAUUAUGGACAAAUCAGUGCCGAAUCCCAUUGUGUCUGGAGAGUUUUUCAUUGUCUAUAUAAUGGCAUGCGAAGAACAAUUUCAUAUCUCAAUUAAUAGUCGUCCAUUUUGCACAUUUCGGUAUAGAAUGCCGUUAGAAUCAUUGCGUACCAUAGAGAUACACGAUCAAAUACAAGUUAUUAAACAAGUUGAUCAUCGUACAGUAUUUCCAAAUCCUUGGCCAGCUAUACAUGCCUCGGACUAUUUUAAAGCUUUUAGUAAUGAUGUACCGAUACUGUUUUCGCCAGGACAUUUAAUUGUUAUAACGGCACGUUGUUUUGAUAACAAAAAAGGACAAUUUAUUCUAAAAUUUAUGGAUACAGAUACUAAACGAGAAGAAUUUCACUUUAGCGUACGUUUCGACCAAAAAUGUGUCGUACGGAAUUCUAUGAAUAAAAACUUCGAUUUCGGACAAGAAGAACGUCAUGGAGGUUUUCCUUUUACUUUUAAUCAACAAUUUAAACUUGCCAUUGCAUUUACUGAACGUGAAUUCCUGACAGCGGUUGAUGGUUACAAUUUCUGCAGUUACGCUUAUAGAACACCUAAUGUCCUGCAAACUUUAGUGGGCUUUAAAGUUACAACUAUUAAUGGUUUACACAUGCACAUCACUGGAGUAGAUCACUUACAAUUAGGCGAUCCAACAUGCACAAGUUUCGAAAAAUAUUCGAAGAUGAAUCAUGAAUGCGCUUAAUUCUUAAAAUUAAAUUAUUGUUAUUUACUAUUUGUUUGUAUAUAAAAUAUAUAUGAUUUGUUAAUUAAU
Molecule: messenger RNA, 1693 nt
Organism: Teleopsis dalmanni
Lineage: Eukaryota; Metazoa; Arthropoda; Insecta; Diptera; Diopsidae
Product: 32 kDa beta-galactoside-binding lectin
Exons: 3
Coding region: 659-1624 (321 amino acids)
Molecular function (GO): galactoside binding; carbohydrate binding
Source: RefSeq, a predicted model, not a curated record